CACACUAUACAUCUAAAUUUUGUGAGUUCCAUGCCAGUAUUGCUUUAUCAAACACCACCACCAACUUUAUGCAAUGAGUUUAUUUUCUACACAUAUCGAUCAAAGUAUAAGGCAUACAUACAUAAAUAUAAUACAUUCUACAUACAACGUUUGUUAAACUACAUUGCCUUUGUUGAAGUAUAGUGUUUGUUUCAACGAGUGCAAACAGCACACGUCAGUUCUUUCUCUGCAUCAUAAGGAGGGCAGGAGAAUCCAUUGCAGUAUAUCUCAUUCACGUCAAAGAAGGACCUUGGGUUACUCUCAGCAUUCAGUCCAGGAACUGACUCAGGGUCUUUGUCAACACACUCAUACAUUGUACGACCACCAUUGUUAUAAUGGUUGGACAUGAGGUAACCAUAGUACUCUCUGGUCCAGCCUGCAUGACACUGGGUCUUGGCAGGAACCAUCAGUACACUGCCUCUGGUGGCUACGUAGCACACUGCACAGGGGACAUUGUGGUGGUUGGACUGAGACAGAGAUGGCAUUGUAGCGAAAUAAUACUCGACCGGAGCCACGAAAUUCUUGUUAGUCACUCCACUGAUGUACUGGAGAUAGUCAGGAUCAUCUGGCAUGCAGAGAUGGUUGGCUGCCCCUCCAUUGUGGUCAUAUCUUGUCCCCCCAGCUCUUCCAGAGUAAACCAGCUGUGUUCCCUGGCCGGUCGGACAGGUGGUGUUUCCCCAGCGAGUGUAGACAGCUCCUCCAACUGGCAGACCUUGGGCUCCCUGUUCUCCCUGACGACCUCUUAGCCCAGGGUCUCCCCUCAUUCCCUUCUCCCCCCUCUCUCCCCUCUCACCUCUCUCCCCCACUGCCCCCCGGGGACCAGAUAUUCCAAUUGGCCCCUGAAUACCAGGAGCCCCCAUCUCUCCCUGGGGUCCAAGGAGACCAAUACCCCCGACCUCUCCCUUUUCUCCCUUUGCUCCAUCUCUCCCAUCUCUCCCAUCCCUUCCCCUCAGUAGGUGAAACUGCGGAC
Geodia barretti is the source of this 1009-nucleotide messenger RNA. Lineage: Eukaryota; Metazoa; Porifera; Demospongiae; Tetractinellida; Geodiidae. The record is from the annotation of a GenBank genome assembly.